AUGACCAUCUCGUACUCGGGUAACUUUGUACAGCUGCUCCUCCGGUGGAAAGGGUCGAUAUUUCGGAGUGUUUGGAAGGAGCUGCUCGUUUGGGUGACGCUGUACUACCUUGUACGCGUCUCAUACACGCACGCCAUACCAUGGGCCGAUCCGAAGGGUACGCACAAGUACAGGGAGAACUUCAUCUCGGUCUGCCAGCAGUGCAACGAGUAUACAAAGUUGAUACCGCUCACGUUCCUCCUCGGAUUCUAUGUGUCGAAUGUGGUGUCGAGAUGGUGGCGCCAAUUCGAGUGCCUAUGCUGGCCGGAAGACUUGCUGUCAUUGUUGUGCUUCGUCGUGCCGGCCGACGACAUGAAGCAGGCCAGGGUCCGGCAUCGCGUUGCCAGAUAUCUGAAUUUGACGUGCGCCCUCGCAUGGCGCGAAAUCUCGUCAAAAAUUCGGCUCCGUUUCCCGACGCUGCGCCAUAUCAUCGACAGCGGUCUGUUGACGGAGACGGAGUAUGAGCAGUUGAUUGAUAUUGCGAAAAUCAGCCAAGGCUGCAUUGUCUCGGAAACGGUGGCCGAAAGCGGUGCCCUGCCCGCCUACGUUAACAAUUUCAACCAGGAGCUCAAAUCGUUCCGCAUCAGCUUCCGGCGGCUGUUCUGCCACGAUUGGGUGUGUGUGCCGUUGGUCUAUACGCAAGUAGCUGCUCUAGCUACAUACGCCUUUUUCUUCUUCUGCCUGUUCGGCCGGCAGACGAUCGUCGAAUCGGAGCUGCGCGCAAAGCAUGGCCUGGAAACCGUGGAUUUCCGGUUCCCCAUCUUCACCGUCGUGCAAUUUCUCUUCUUCGUUGGGUGGUUCAAGGUGGGCCAAGAUCUGAUGCGACCGUUCGGGCUCGACGAUGAUGACAUUGAAUUGUCCUACAUUCUCGACCGCAACAUUUUGACGUCAUUUACGAUAGCUAACACGUUGCAGACGAGGGCGCCACCCCCAUUUGAAGAAGAUCCUUACUGGAAGGCGCGCCACGACCCCAACGUCGCCGAUUCCUCAUUAAAGUACGGGCGAAUUGAUCUGAGUCGCGCGAAUCACAAGCAUCCGCCCAAACUCCAUAUGCUCGCCGACCUGAAGACGGUCGAUAAGCAAUUUGUGCAACACCAAGUCGAAAACGGAUGUGUCCUGCACGACAAAAUGGAUAUGGUGGAGGAGAGGAAGCUGCUAUUCUGG
Mesorhabditis spiculigera is the source of this 1203-nucleotide messenger RNA. The record is from the annotation of a GenBank genome assembly. NCBI's taxonomy places the organism in Eukaryota, Metazoa, Nematoda, Chromadorea, Rhabditida, Rhabditidae.